AUGCCAGCCAUGAUCACCAAAAGGCCGGGACUUAUGCAAGUCUCGGUCUCUCGCAGUGCCGAAGAGAAACGAUUAAUCCCUGCCUACUGCAGUAGUCUCGCUCGCCGUGCGAAAGAGCUUGAGAUCCUUCGCAAAAACAUUCUUGUUGAUGCAAAUGGGACUGAACUGGCAUUCGGCAUCCAGACUCGCUUCUCACCCCAUGCUGUGGCCAUUUCAGAUACUCUGUUUUCGCGACUAACUCAACUGCAUACCCUUCUCGGUCGCGUCUUUAUCGAUAUCGUCGAUCGGUGGUUCACUGAUGAAAAGGCUCGUUUUCCGGAACGCAUGCCUUUGGAUCCGUCGGAAGAGUCUCUGCUCAAAUGGAUAGCGUCUAGUGGGCAGAUUCCUGACUACCACGAUCGUGCUGGCUGUUGGCGUAGCGAUAUUCUGUUCGGGCAAAGCCCCGAUGGUGUUUUUGAUGAAGCGCCAUCUAUCUGCGAGAUUAACGGCAGGCUUCCCCUCAAUGGAACACUCGGCAUCAGCCUAGCCACAAAUGGUCUCAAAGAGAUUGGAGCAGCCAAAGGAGGUCUAGAAACACAGAGCGACAUGGAGGAAGCAUAUAAUCGCCUCAUGUCGAUGUAUGACCCUGAGAAGCCGUUAUUUACUGUUCGUGGCGACUGGCCUGGCGCGGACUCCAAGACACUUUCUGGUGCCAACGUCAGUAGAAAUAGGCCUCCAGUUGAAGCCGUGGACCCCAAGAACCUCCAAGUCAGAGAAGACAAACUAUCGCCGACUGGGCUGUCGCUCUGGGACAAGUCUACUGACACUCAUGUGGGACAGUGGAUUAUAGAGAUGCUGCAAGAGGAAUAUGCUACGUUGGAGCCAGCGGUGGCCCAACAGCUAGCCUGCUCACCUUUGAACGAUCUUCGCACUGUCUUUAUAGUUCACGACAAGAGGCUUCUGGGUAUCAUACCGGAAGAACUUCCCGGCAUGGUCACCCGGGGGGUGCUGACGGCCGAGGAAGCCGGGAUUGUGGCUGCUGGGAUUGCCCACACUAUAAACCCCGGAUCUGAAGGCCUGCAAACUUUGAUCAAGGAAUCAGAGGCCAAUCCUGACGUAAGGACAGGGUACAUCUACAAGCCUUGUCGGGACGGUAUGGGACAUGGCAUUGAGCUUGGCCGCAACAUGACGCAGGAAGCCUGGCUGGAGCGCCUGAAGAAGCUCGCUACCCCAGACGUCCUGCGCCCGCACGAUCAUGCAGCAGUGAUUCAAAAGCUUGUCGACCACAAAUGGUACGACAUGGUUCGUCAUGAAGUUGCGAGCGACGAUGGUGCAAAGCCAAACAAGUUUCAUAUCAUUGGAUCCUUUUUCAUGUUUCACAACCAGAACUAUUACGCUGCUCCCUGGCGCAUGGGUCUAGAGACGCAUCUGGGUAUCACUGGUGAUAAGCCGGGUGUCGUGAUGGCCAUGGUUCGUCAGCCAGACUGGCCAGUCGGCUAUGAUCAAGAGGAAGAGCCAUGA
Molecule: messenger RNA, 1500 nt
Organism: Fusarium pseudograminearum CS3096
Lineage: Eukaryota; Fungi; Ascomycota; Sordariomycetes; Hypocreales; Nectriaceae
Exons: 2
Coding region: 1-1500 (499 amino acids)
Source: RefSeq, a predicted model, not a curated record